AUGCUCAAGCUAUUUCGACGAAACAGUAAAGAUGAAGCCAAAGGCCAUCCGAUGCUGGCCAACAACAACGGGCUGCCUGUGACCGACUCGCCACUGUCAUCGUUUGCUGUGGGCGUUACGGAGGACAAAAACUCGCGGUGUAGACGGACCAUGGAGGAUUAUCAUGUGGCUGCACACAACAUUUGCGGCACGCCCGAUUCGGGGCUGUUUGCAGUAUUUGACGGACAUGCGGGCAAACAAGCGGCUGAGUACUGCGCAACGGCAGUUGUCAGUGAGGUGGAAAGUCUGAUUAUGGAGUCUGAGGGAUUCAAAAGCGAAGACUCUGCAACCGAAGACCCUGAAGUCGUGCAGGAGGAGGGGCUGGAGCACCAGGACAAUGACAAGAGCUCGAAGACUGUGCCAGAGCUGCUUAAUCUUGCCUUCAUGGCCAUUGACCGGUCAAUUGAGCAGAAGAACCUGAAUUCCGGAUGCACAGCAGCAGUGGCUCUGUUGAGAUGGGAGGAUUCUCGAGGAAAGCCCGUGACGGUGUCUUCUGAUCACUCACCCAAGGACUACACUCCCGUGUUUCCCCGUGCUCCAUUGUCCGAGUGCAAGCGCAAGCUGUACACUGCCAACGUGGGAGACACUCGGUUGAUUUUGUGUCGAGCAGGCAAGGCCCUUAGGCUGAGCUACGAUCACAAGGGCACCGAUCUCCAUGAGUCUAAACGAGUCACCAACAACGGCGGAAUGAUGAUCAGCAAUCGGGUCAACGGAAUGCUUGCUGUUACCCGUGCUCUGGGAGACACGUAUUUGAAGCAGUUUAUUAUUGGUAACCCAUACACGACCGAGACGGAAAUCAUUGCUGAUGACGAGUUUCUGAUUGUGGCUUGUGACGGACUGUGGGACGUUUGUGAUGAUCAGAAGGCUUGUGAUCUGGUGAGUGGACUAGAAGAUCCUGUUGAGGGAAGCCGAAUACUGGUGGAGUUUGCUCUGGAGAACUUUAGCACAGAUAAUUUGACUGUGAUGGUGGUGAAAUUGCGAUAA
Molecule: messenger RNA, 1023 nt
Organism: Yarrowia lipolytica CLIB122
Lineage: Eukaryota; Fungi; Ascomycota; Dipodascomycetes; Dipodascales
Biological process (GO): protein dephosphorylation
Molecular function (GO): protein serine/threonine phosphatase activity; cation binding
Source: RefSeq, a predicted model, not a curated record